AUGGCACGGGUUCAGUUGGACAUCAGGCCUGGGAGCCGCGUGAAGGCACUCCGAAGCACCAAAGAAGACCUGCCGAGCGAUAUCCGCGCAAGUGUUCCAAAGUCGCCGAGCGAGCACCACGGAUACCUCGUGUUGGAGGCCGGAGAAAUCGUUGAGGUGCAAUACGUGGGUACACCUGGUACAGAUGACGAUGGUUGGGGGUAUGGUGUGCAUGAGGGCACUGGUCAGAAGGGCUGGUUGUCAUUGCAGGCCGUGGAAGCAUCGCCCCACUUUGGAUAUCCGCAAGGCAGCACUGCAGUGGCACGCCCGGCAACGAUGAGGAGGCAUGAGCCAGACAUCGAGGGGCUGUCCAGGAUCCUCAUCAAAAUCUUGCGGUAUCCGGAUCCUGUGAACCCGACCGUUAGAGUGGACAAGAAUGGUUGGGCAUCCGUGGCUGACAUCAAGAAAUUCCUGCAUCAUCCUGAUCUCUUGGAGCGUGUUGUCGCGGAGAGCAUAAAGCUAAAGGAUGGUGAAUCAAGGUUUGAAUUUGAUUCGACGC
Symbiodinium pilosum is the source of this 538-nucleotide messenger RNA. The record is from the annotation of a GenBank genome assembly. NCBI's taxonomy places the organism in Eukaryota, Dinophyceae, Suessiales, Symbiodiniaceae.